AUGACCGGGGAUGUGGUAUAUGAACUCAGUUUACGGAUAAAGAAAAAAUGUGGAAAGAACGGAAAAAAAUGUAGUUGCCCAGGUAAUGAUACCAUACCCGGCUUAACAGCCAAGAAGGAGGAUAGUAUUGAAAAUGUUGUCGGUUUUGUUUCAUAUAUUCAUUACAGUAAAAAGGAAUUCAGAGUACUCAAAAGUAUAGGUAAUGAUGAUGAGGAGCCGAAUGUUGAAAGCUACCAAGAAGUUAAAAGGGUCAAGAGUGUUGCUGUUUACUACUGGGAGAAGGAUGAAAGAAAACCUCUUCUUAUUGAAGUAGAGACUAGUACUGGAAAGGAAUACUAUUAUAAAUACAGAAAGAAUGAAAAGGAAGCUGAUGAUAGACCAAAUGCGUGGAAAUUAGAUCCCACUUCUGGUGGAACAUCCUUACAGGCUUUGUUGAAUGAGCGGAAUGUAGGCAUAAAUAAUGUUUUCCCCCUUAAUCUCAGCGAUCCCACGAAGCCUCUGGAUGUGCAGUCAGACGUUGCAAAGAAGAUAGGAGUAGAACUUGCCAAUAAUACUACUCAACCUCCUGGUACCAACUAUACUGUUACAAGGUACAAGCUAAAUGGUCAAGAUGGUACCAAGUUUUCCGUAGCAAUGAUUGGCAAGGAAAAGGCAAAUGGUGUCGAUAUUCCAGAGGGUGAAAUUACUGAUUUCAAGGUUUAUUUAUCACCAAGCGGUGCAGGUACUACACCUGUUAUGGUUUCAUUUAAAUUAAAGAGUGGAGGCUCUAAGUGGUACUAUAGUCAAGGUGGAAAUGGUACUCAAUGGGGAGAAGAUGCUGGGUCCAGUGAAUUUUAUCUCAAAGGCUCUAAAGAUAAUUCAAUAUCCACUCUCACAGAGAAGUUUACUAGGAAGUUAGAUGGAUUUGCUUGCUCAUACCGGAAUUAUGUCACUAUUAAUCUCACAAAAGGUGGAACAUCUCAGAUUAGUUAUUGUUGCCGUUGUCAUGGUAAAGACAAGGGUGGAAAAGUCUCCGUCACUCCUGUGACAGUUCGUUGUAAUAGACAUUCUAAAUCAAACCCUAUUCCCUACUUCAAACAUGAAAUUACCGGUGAAACAAAGAUUGCUGCUAUUAUAUUUCAAGAUAAUGUUAAUAAAACUAGGAAGAUUAUAACUUUAGAUGGACCGUCAUUUCCAAUCUCUGAUAUAAGAAGUGUCUACGCCUUCUACUGCGUAAGUGAUCCAAAACUGAUAUACCUCCAACCUCCAGGGAACUGGUUCAGGAAGAAAGAUAUUUCUGGUGGUGGUAAUGACAAUGAAGUGUGGACACAAGUUCCAAGUCUCCAAGACAUAACACCAAAUGAGUUAAGUGAGAAUACAGAAUGCAAGAAAUAUAAUGAUCUUGUGAAAGCACUAAGAAGUGCCGGAUGUAAAGACCAUGGACAGUGUGCUGAUACCCAAUCUGGAGGUGGUGGUAGUGGACUAGGCCCUGAAGCUGGUGCUACUCAAUUUCCUACUUCACAUCCUUCUACUACUACUGCUCCUACUGUUGCUGCUCCUGGAGCUCAGACUAAUGAUAGAGGAAGUGAAAGUUCUAUUUGGUCAUUUGAUUCGCUUACCUCUACAGUUGGAGAUUUUUAUGAAAAAGCAGUUAGCCCUUUUACCGAGCUUAAAUCAACUCUUGAUGGUCUACCCAGCAAACUUGCUGUAGAAGUUAUGAGGGCAGCUCCUAGUCUGGCUAAUCUUCUUGCUAUAGCUACUCAUGCUAUAGUUGAAGCACAAAAGGGUGAAAAUGUUCCUACUCCUACUGCUGCUAAAGCUACUAAUCCGUCUUCUACUUCUGGAGAAUCUCAUACUGGUCCCACUGCUGAUUCUCUAUCUAACAGUCCCUGA
Theileria equi strain WA is the source of this 1872-nucleotide messenger RNA. RefSeq lists its product as hypothetical. The coding region runs from base 1 to 1872 and encodes 623 amino acids. NCBI's taxonomy places the organism in Eukaryota, Apicomplexa, Aconoidasida, Piroplasmida, Theileriidae. The transcript has a single exon. The record is from RefSeq and is a predicted model, not a curated record.